AGCUGGGUCCCAAUCGCGCUUCCUGCUUGUCAGCCUCUUGCUUCCCAAAUGCAUAUGGUUUCCACUUGAUGUCAUCACGCAGAAGGGGGUGAAAGGGACGCGUGACAGAUUCAGAAAUUAUCACAUGUAUGAACGAUAGACGCCUGUGAGCCUGCUGAUUCCCUAGCGACCCUGAGAAGACUGACUCGGAGUGGUCUUUGAGAACCAGCUCUUUGACCUUCCUGUUGGCCCUGCCCUUCGGCUCUUGGUCCACGAUGGAGACACUCUCCCAGGAUUCCCUGCUGGAAUGUCAGAUCUGUUUUAAUUAUUAUAGCCCGCGACGAAGGCCCAAGUUGCUGGAUUGCAAGCACACCUGCUGUUCGGUGUGCCUCCAGCAGAUGAGGACCAGCCAGAAGGAUGUAAGGUGCCCGUGGUGCCGUGGCGUCACCAAGCUGCCCCCAGGCUUCUCUGUAUCACAGCUGCCCGAUGACCCCGAGGUCCUGGCAGUCAUCGCCAUCCCGCACACUUCCGAGCACACCCCAGUCUUUAUCAAACUUCCUAGCAAUGGGUGCUACAUGCUGCCCCUGCCCAUCUCUAAGGAGCGCACUCUCCUGCCAGGAGACAUGGGCUGCCGUCUGCUGCCAGGGAACCAGCAGAAGUCCCUCACCGUGGUGACCAUCCCUGCAGAACAGCAGCCCCUGCAGGGUGGAGCUCCCCAAGAGGCCGUGGAGGAGGAGCCCGACAGACGGGGUGUGGUGAAGAGUUCCACAUGGUCUGGUGUGUGCACUGUCAUCUUGGUGGCCUGUGUUUUGGUCUUCCUCUUGGGCAUCGUGCUACACAACAUGUCCUGCAUCUCCAAGCGCUUCACUGUGAUAUCCUGUGGUUGAACCCUGUCACAGGGAUGCCUUCUGUGGGUGCCAACUUAGGGGGUAAGCAGGUGUUGGCGAUGGGGUCCCUGUGAUGGGGGUGACACUGACCAUUUGGUGCAAGCGCUGGCCUCCGAUUGGCCACUUGAUUCACCUGAAGCCAAGAGCAGAGGGUGAGGUCUCAGCAAGCUCCCAGGAGAACUGUUUGGAGAUGGUGACAGCCGUGAAGAUGUGUGCAUGCUUCCUCAUAAUUGUGUAUUCAAUGGGCUGUAAUUUAUGAUUUUCCAAAAUCGUCUUCCCAAGUUAGGCUUUUCUACUUAGACAUGAAACUGUACAUGUGGGUGCAAUGACCUCUCUCAAUACGGUAGAUUGUAGGUUAAAACAGAUGCUGUGCGUGCAAGUAGAAUUAAACCUCAAAUCCAUGCUAAAAGAAAAAAAACCUAGUGAAGACACAGAGCUGGUGUGUGUGUG
Messenger RNA from Peromyscus eremicus (cactus mouse), 1316 nucleotides. It is a transcript of the gene Rnf152, whose product is annotated as ring finger protein 152. Gene Ontology annotation, molecular function: ubiquitin protein ligase activity. The record is from RefSeq and is a predicted model, not a curated record. NCBI's taxonomy places the organism in Eukaryota, Metazoa, Chordata, Mammalia, Rodentia, Cricetidae. The transcript has 2 exons. Gene Ontology annotation, cellular component: lysosome; lysosomal membrane. The coding region runs from base 255 to 866 and encodes 203 amino acids. Gene Ontology annotation, biological process: cellular response to amino acid starvation; protein polyubiquitination; negative regulation of TORC1 signaling.